ACUUAAUUGUAACCACACAUCUUCAAGUGUCGAACACGUACACUAUUAAUUUAGCCUCGCAACCUUGAAGUUUCGAAGACAGUCCAAAACUGAAGUUUUGAGGAACAAGGGAAGAUGAAGCAAAAGGUGGUUCUUAAUGUGUCUGUCAAUGGAUGUCAGCCUCGUCCCAGUCUGAAGAAGUUUGUUUUAGGUUGUUUGGUACCUUUCCUGGUUCAAGAAGCUGCUACAUGCAAAAAUAAAGUCAUGUCCAUUGCAACAACUUUAUCAGGGGUGGAGAAAGUAAGUAUAGAAGUAGAAAAGAACGAGCUGACAGUGAUUGGAGAGGGAAUAGAUCCAGUAAAGCUGGUGAACAUACUUAGGAAAAAGGUGGGAUAUGCUAAGAUGGUGAGCGUUGGUCCUGAAAAGAAAGAAGAAAAACCUGCUGAAGAAACAGUGCAGCCAGUUCUAACAGUGCCUCAUGUGGUCUGUUGUAAUAAUAGUAAUCGAGUACCCCACAUGGUUGAAAUGUGGGAAGUUGAUCCUUACUACUCUAACACCUCCUGCCUUCCAUUUCGGUGAAAGAAUUAUUAUUGAGAUUGAUUACUUAUAAGCAAAUU
Molecule: messenger RNA, 596 nt
Organism: Nicotiana tabacum (common tobacco)
Lineage: Eukaryota; Viridiplantae; Streptophyta; Magnoliopsida; Solanales; Solanaceae
Source: RefSeq, a predicted model, not a curated record